UAUUCGCGGAAUUGCAUUAGUCUUUUUUUAAAUAAUAAUCGUCUUCUAACGUUUCCAACUUUGUUUGAAGACCUAAUUUUGCAUUCUAUACUUAAGUUUUCAAAAUAUUCAAAUAUGUCGACAUUCAUUAAACGAAACGUGAAAAAUAAAUUUGCACGUAAGCGCAAGCAGUCUUCCGAAUCUGACGAAGCAGAACAAGAAUCGGCAGUGGUCGUCAAUCAGGAGAAAAAGAAAAAAGUAAAUCCAAAUGUGCAAAGCACAUCCGCUCUGAAGCACAACCGCAAGGUCACCGAUCAUGCAUCGACUGAAAGGGACUCCAGCGGUAGCGACGAGGAUAGUGCUGUUGGAGUCAGUUAUAAAUCAAAGCGUAUUGCUGCACCAGCUGGUCCCCAGGAUCAGGGGGCUACAGCAGAACUAGAAAUUGAAACCGACAAGACUCACGAUGCACAAGCAAUUUAUGAGAAAAGUAUCGAAAUUAACAAAGAACUCGAAGGUAAAGAAGAUGACAAGGUGUAUCGUGGCCUGAAUAACUACACACAGUUCUUCAAAAAGAAGGACAGUGCUCUGGGAAACGCUGCAUCUGGAAUGGUGCGUAAGGGUCCUAUUCGAGCUCCUUCGAACAUAAGAUCUACUGUAAGAUGGGAUUAUCAACCGGAUAUUUGCAAGGAUUACAAAGAAACGGGAUACUGUGGUUUCGGAGACAGUUGUAAAUUUUUGCACGAUCGAAGCGACUACAAGCACGGUUGGCAACUGGAGCAAGAGGCAUCCACAACAGGGGGUGCAUAUGCAGCGGAUGAUUCCGAUGGUGAUGACACGAAGUAUGAGAUCCACUCCGAUGAUGAUGAACUGCCUUUCAAAUGCUAUAUUUGCAGAGAGAGUUUUGUGGAUCCAGUAAUAACAAAGUGCAAGCAUUACUUCUGUGAAAAAUGUGCUCUGACAAACUAUAAAAAAUCUGCGCGUUGUGCAAUUUGCGGUGUCCAAACGAAUGGCAUGUUCAAUCCGGCAAAGGAGUUAAUAGCGCGAUUGAAGACCCGAGAAAUGAACGAGGGGGAUUCCGAAAGUGACUAAAA
Molecule: messenger RNA, 1070 nt
Organism: Ochlerotatus camptorhynchus
Lineage: Eukaryota; Metazoa; Arthropoda; Insecta; Diptera; Culicidae
Product: E3 ubiquitin-protein ligase RNF113A-like
Exons: 3
Coding region: 115-1068 (317 amino acids)
Biological process (GO): snoRNA splicing
Cellular component (GO): U2-type spliceosomal complex
Molecular function (GO): metal ion binding
Source: RefSeq, a predicted model, not a curated record